Molecule: messenger RNA, 859 nt
Organism: Anopheles gambiae (African malaria mosquito)
Lineage: Eukaryota; Metazoa; Arthropoda; Insecta; Diptera; Culicidae
Product: histone H3
Exons: 1
Coding region: 89-499 (136 amino acids)
Cellular component (GO): nucleosome
Molecular function (GO): structural constituent of chromatin; protein heterodimerization activity; DNA binding
Source: RefSeq, a predicted model, not a curated record
UUCGAGCAGUUUCCUCAUUUAACGUUCAACUUUUGUCAAAUAAACAAGUUCGCUCCGUGCUCAACGAAACCUACGCUCCCGAAGUGAAAUGGCUCGUACCAAGCAAACCGCUCGUAAAUCGACUGGAGGUAAGGCUCCUCGCAAGCAGCUGGCCACCAAGGCUGCUCGUAAAAGUGCCCCGGCCACCGGAGGAGUGAAGAAGCCGCAUCGUUACCGUCCGGGAACGGUGGCCCUCCGAGAAAUCCGUCGCUACCAGAAGUCGACCGAGCUGCUCAUCCGCAAGCUGCCCUUCCAGCGCUUGGUGCGUGAGAUCGCCCAGGACUUCAAGACUGAUCUCCGCUUCCAGAGCUCAGCCGUCAUGGCGCUGCAGGAAGCCAGCGAGGCGUAUCUGGUUGGUCUGUUCGAAGACACGAAUCUGUGCGCCAUCCACGCCAAGCGCGUCACCAUCAUGCCCAAGGACAUCCAGCUGGCCCGUCGCAUCCGCGGAGAGCGUGCCUAAAUCGUCCAUGCAUCCGGAAGCGGUCCCUGUCUAAACGGGGCAUUUCCUUCUCAAAACGGUCCUUUUCAGGACCACCAAUACUGUUGAACAUUCCAAGAAUUUUCUUUCGAUUGCUAUUAUGAAAUUGUACAUACGAAUGCAAGUCUUCACGUAUGUCGUUUUGUUAUAACGAGGAAAGUGUGAAAAGGGGGAAAAUUUGUUUUAAAUAAUCAAUGUUAUGGGAGGUAUUUUAACUUUUUCUUGUCAAAGUUUCGCUUUUUAAUAGGGCAUCUGAUGAUUUUGACUAUAUUGAUCAAUACUUUAUUACCAUCUAUAUAACCUAUGACUAUUAUACCAACAUCGCUGCUUACAACAAACUAC